AUGGGGAUAGAAGACCAAACUGAUGUCGAGAAGUCGACCGAACCUCCUAUACGUCCUCACACUCUCCCUGUGAGAUAUAUAAAACACCUGCUCCUGACCAGUGCCGAACAUGGCCUCACCGGCGCCGAAGCUGCGAGACGUCUGGAGCAGGAUGGGCCGAACAGGGUGGAGGGUGUUAAAGAGCUAUCCGUUUGGAAGAUUCUCCUGAGGCAGGUCUCCAACAGCUUGACCAUGGUCCUGAUCCUUGUCAUGGCACUCUCGUUUGCUAUCAAAGACUUCAUUGAGGGCGGUGUGAUUGCUGCGGUUAUCCUGCUCAAUAUCGUUGUCGGGCUCAUUCAAGACUACCGUGCCGAACAGGCGAUUCAGUCUCUGUACGCGCUGUCAGCACCUACGAGCAAAGUGAUUCGAUCCGAACACAUCGAGUCCAUCAGGGCUGAGUCUCUUGUCAAGGGUGACAUUGUCGUACUUAAUGUUGGCGACAUCGUCCCAGCGGACCUCCGUCUGGCUACAGCGCUGAAUCUGUCCACCGACGAGGCAUUACUGACGGGUGAAUCCAUGCCUAUCAGUAAGAAAUUCGAAGCUGUUUUGCAAGAUGCCGCGUAUGUCCCUCUUGGAGAUCGUGUCAAUAUGGUAUACUCAGCAAGCACCGUCACGCGUGGCCGUGCAACUGGAAUCAUCACGGCUAUCGGCAUGGAUACUGAGGUCGGCAAAAUCGCUGAGCUACUUCGGGCCAAUCCUAAUGCCAACCGCAACCUUUCUCCGCUUGCCGCGAAGUGGAAGCGUGUCAAGGCUGGUACCCGGAACAUUCUGGGCUUGGAGGGAACACCUCUUCAGGUCAAGUUGAGCAAGUUCGCUCUGCUGCUCUUUGCUCUGGCCAUUCUUCUCGCCAUUGUCGUGUUCUCGGCCUAA
Messenger RNA from Anthostomella pinea, 909 nucleotides. Lineage: Eukaryota; Fungi; Ascomycota; Sordariomycetes; Xylariales; Xylariaceae. The record is from the annotation of a GenBank genome assembly.